Messenger RNA from Eruca vesicaria subsp. sativa (arugula), 705 nucleotides. The record is from the annotation of a GenBank genome assembly. NCBI's taxonomy places the organism in Eukaryota, Viridiplantae, Streptophyta, Magnoliopsida, Brassicales, Brassicaceae.
AUGGAAAGAGGAUCAGAUCGCCUAGCUCUAAUCACAGGCCAAUUACAAAAUAUUGACCCUUCCUCGCCAUCGUUUUCUUCCUCAUCAUCAACUUCUCACCAACGUACAUACAGUGAAUCUUUCAUGCCACAACCUCAAUCUGAGCACCGUCAGAUUCAAGAAAGCCCAUCUCUUAAGUAUCAAUUCAAAGAGGUAGUAAUGCCAAAAGAAGAACCAAAACUCUCAACCACUAUUCACAAACCCAUUGAAAGUGAACUAACAAAACCAGAAGAAAUAAGAUCAGUAAAGAGUCAAAGUCAACGACCUAUAACUUUCUUCAGCUCCAAGAAACUCAAUGCUAGCAUCAUAAGCUCAGAAAGAAGUCGGAGUAUAAGCUCCCUCACAAUAGCUGCGUUCGUGAUUUUACUCCCGAAGUUAAACAUUUUAAGAUCAGACACUAUCUUAGCUUUGAGACCGCUUUGGUUGCUUCUGCUUACAAAUUGUGCUAUAGUAAUGUCUCAUCUCACCGUGGAAGCCUCUGGAGGAGGAUUGAGUAAUGAAAUGGAAGAAGAAGUUAAAAGUAAAGAUGGUAGUAGUGGUGAAAAUUGGUCUGAUGCAGAGAAGCUUCUUGAAAGAGGAGUUGUUGUGUAUCAAGCUCUACGUGGAAUGUUCAUCGAUUGUAGUCUUUAUAUGGUGGUUGUUAUUUGUGGAGCCUUUCUACUUUGA